Molecule: messenger RNA, 3266 nt
Organism: Jatropha curcas
Lineage: Eukaryota; Viridiplantae; Streptophyta; Magnoliopsida; Malpighiales; Euphorbiaceae
Gene: BGAL3
Product: beta-galactosidase 3
Biological process (GO): carbohydrate metabolic process
Molecular function (GO): carbohydrate binding; hydrolase activity, hydrolyzing O-glycosyl compounds
Source: RefSeq, a predicted model, not a curated record
UUGACAUAUGUGAACUGUGAGUGAAUAGCUGUACACACAUUACUUAGUUUCUAUGUAUAUAUAAAAUGGUGCUUUCAGCUUCUAAGCUCAGAGUCUGAAACUAGUUAUUGUUCACCCACAACUACAAAUUCCCUUUUCUCUCUCUGUCUCUCUCUACUUCCUUUUCUUGGUUUUACACUGUUAGAGAGAGGCUAUUGAGAAGAAGUAAAGGGAAAAAUCAAGAAUGGGAACUAUACCAGUUUCCAAGUCAUUAAGUUUGUUGGCUUUCUUGGUUUUGUGUUUGGGUUGUGAGCUGAUCCAGUGUACUGUAACAUAUGACAGAAAGGCAAUUUUGAUUAAUGGCCAAAGAAGAAUUCUUUUUUCUGGUUCCAUUCAUUAUCCAAGAAGCACUCCUGAUAUGUGGGAAGAUCUGAUACAAAAGGCAAAAGAUGGAGGAUUGGAUGUGAUUGAGACUUAUGUUUUCUGGAAUGUGCAUGAGCCUACUCAAGGAAAUUAUAAUUUUGAAGGGAGAUAUGAUCUGGUGAGGUUCAUAAAGUUAAUACAGAAAGCUGGUCUCUAUGCUCAUCUUCGCAUUGGACCUUAUGUUUGUGCAGAGUGGAAUUUUGGAGGUUUUCCUGUCUGGUUGAAGUAUGUCCCAGGCAUCAGCUUCAGAACAGACAAUGAGCCUUUCAAGAGAGCAAUGCAAGGGUUUACAGAGAAGAUUGUUGGGAUGAUGAAGAGUGAGCAUUUGUUUGAGUCUCAAGGUGGCCCCAUUAUACUCUCUCAGAUCGAGAAUGAGUAUGGGUCACAAAGUAAGUUACUUGGUGCUGCUGGUUAUAAUUAUAUGACUUGGGCAGCAAAUAUGGCUGUUCAAACAGGAACUGGAGUCCCCUGGGUAAUGUGCAAGGAAGAAGAUGCUCCAGAUCCAGUGAUAAACACAUGUAAUGGGUUUUACUGUGAUUCGUUCUCCCCCAACAAACCUUACAAGCCUACAAUUUGGACCGAGGCUUGGAGUGGAUGGUUCUCAGAGUUUGGUGGUCCAAUUCACCAGCGUCCAGUUCAGGAUUUGGCAUUUGCUGUUGCUCGAUUCAUACAGAAAGGAGGAUCAUUUGUUAAUUACUACAUGUACCAUGGUGGGACUAAUUUUGGUCGCAGUGCUGGAGGUCCCUUCAUUACUACGAGUUAUGAUUAUGAUGCUCCGAUUGAUGAAUAUGGUUUAAUCAGGCAACCAAAGCAUGGUCAUCUAAAGGAGCUCCAUAGGUCUAUUAAGAUGUGUGAGCGAGCUUUAGUAACAGCUGAUCCUAUUGUAACACAAUUAGGGAGUUACCAACAGGCUCAUGUGUACUCCUCAGAAUCGGGAGAUUGUGCAGCUUUUCUUGCAAACUAUGAUACAAAAUCUGCUGCAAGGAUUUUGUUCAAUAACAUGCACUAUAACUUGCCUCCUUGGUCCAUCAGUAUCCUUCCAGACUGCAGAAAUGUUGUCUUUAACACUGCAAAGGUUGGAGUCCAAACCUCUCAAAUGGAAAUGUUGCCAACAAAUGCUGAGAUGCUCUCAUGGGAGAGUUAUGAUGAGGAUAUUUCUUCUUUGUAUGAUAGCUCAACAUUCACAACUCUCGGUCUCUUGGAGCAGAUAAAUGUUACAAGGGAUGCCAGUGAUUACUUGUGGUACAUCACCAGUGUUGAUAUUGGUUCAUCUGAAUCCUUCCUUCAUGGGGGGGAGCUCCCGACUCUCAUUAUUGGAUCGGCAGGCCAUGCUGUCCAUGUCUUUGUGAAUGGACAACUUUCAGGUUCUGCAUUUGGGACAAGGAAGAAUAGGAGGUUUACAUAUACUGGGAAGGUCAAUUUGCGUGCUGGAAAAAACAAAAUUGCCUUACUAAGUGUAACUGUUGGAUUGCAGAAUGUGGGUGGACACUUUGAGACAUGGAACAUGGGAAUCCUUGGUCCAGUUGCACUGCAUGGACUUGACCAGGGAAAAUGGGACUUGUCCUGGCAAAAAUGGACAUACCAGGUUGGGCUGAAAGGAGAGGCCAUGAAUUUAGUUUCUCCAAAUAGUGUUUCUUCAGUCGGGUGGACUGAAGCAUCAUUAAUUGCACAAAAACCGCAGCCAUUGACAUGGCAUAAGGCCUAUUUCAAUGCACCUGAUGGAGAUGAGCCAUUGGCUUUGGACAUGGAGGGAAUGGGAAAGGGUCAGAUAUGGGUUAAUGGCCAGAGUAUAGGAAGAUACUGGACUGCAUAUGCCACUGGAAAUUGCAAUGGAUGCAGCUAUGCAGGAUCAUUUCGGCCUCCAAAGUGUCAAGUUGGUUGUGGCCAACCGACGCAGCGGUGGUAUCAUGUGCCUCGAUCAUGGUUAAAGCCAACCCAAAAUCUCUUAGUAGUUUUUGAGGAACUUGGAGGGAAUCCCUCAAGAAUUUCUCUUGUGAAGAGAGCAAUGACCAGUGUUUGUGCUGAGGUGGCAGAGUUUCACCCAACUAUUAAGAAUUGGCACAUUGAGAGCUAUGGAAGAGCAGAAGAGUUCCACAGCCCAAAAGUUCAUAUUCGGUGCAGUUUAGGUCAAUCCAUUUCUGCCAUCAAAUUUGCAAGCUUUGGAACUCCUUUAGGAACUUGUGGGAGUUACCAACAAGGACCGUGCCAUUCUCCUGCUUCAUAUGCUAUUGUAGAGAAGAAAUGUGUAGGAAAGCAGAGAUGUACUGUCACCAUAUCAAACAGUAACUUCGGACAAGACCCAUGUCCAAAUGUGUUGAAGCGAUUGUCGGUCGAAGCUGUCUGUGCUCCAACAAAUUGGAGAGGUUAAUUAUUGGGAAGAAAUCGAUAAACUGCUAAUUUUUAUUGCAUCCAGUAAUUUAACUAUACGGUGCCAGCAAGAGAAGGAAUAACAGGAAAGAUUACAAGGAAAGGUUUUUCUUAGUUAGACAGGUGAAAUUCCAUAGACUUCCAAAGUGAGGACAGGCUGUGGCCAAAGGUAUUUGGUGGUAAAGGUAAUUUUAAUAGUUCGAUUAGUGUAAAGUAGUGAUCGUUAGAUAGGUGAGUAUGGAAAAAUUCCUGGGUUCCUGCAAUUUGGGGCCUAAGGUGAAUUGGAAAACCCCAGUCCUCAGCCCUUUUAGUUGGAUGUGGACACUGGGGAGGAGUUUGCUACCUGAGUGAUUUGUUUUUUUAUUUUAUUGUUUGUAUUUAUGAGGUGAAAAUCAAACCCCAGUGAUCAUGUUAGGAGCGGAUCCUAGUAUGAUCAUUUUAUUUUAUGUGCAGUUUGAGGUUAAAUUCAAGGAGCUUUCAGUUAAUUGUCAUUAAAA